AUGAUUGCGUUAAAAAGGUAGCAAUUUCGAGCUAAGCAACGAUAAAUUGUACUCAAUAAACUGUUUCAACAAAAUAGAAUGUCCUCUCUUCUAGUUUUCAAAUUGGAUAAAUUAGAAUAAAUACUUACUCAACAACACUAUGAUUCUCUAGAAUAUUAAGAAUCAAUCCAAUAAAUCAUAAUGAUGAGUCACAAUGUCAACUUAUCCUAGUUAUAUCAUUUAUUGAUUCGGAAUUUUAUCGAUACGAUCUAAUAUUAAAUGGAUGUGGGCUAUUAUGUUUUAAGUGUUUAAGUAUAUUUCAUGUUUUUAAUCCAUUAGAUGGAAAUGGCCUAACAGCCGAUGCUGGUGCAAUUAGUUAAAGAGACAGGUAUACAAUAAUUUUUAGCUUUCAAUGAUCCAAUGACACUAUAAUUUCUAGAAUUAUUUCUCAUUUAAAUGCCCGCAUUAAACGAUAUGGAAAUAGAUACUAUCUACAAUGAGCUCUUAAAAUGGUCCCAAUCUAUCAAUCUAAAUUAUGUGAUUUCUGCACUCAGUUGUCUAAAUUUGCUCAUAAGACUAAAAUAGGAAUUGCUAUCCCCUGAUCUCUCCAUUUCCAUCCUGCAAUUACUCAAUACAGAAUAUAGUUAGUUGGCUUUUGAAAUUCUUCAACUAUCAAAUUGGCAGCAUUUCAAAGAAGAAUAACUAAUAUUGGUUUGGGAUGAAAUUUGCAAACAAUUACUGAAUCUAAAUAAUGAAGAAAUUUGCAUAUCUAUAUUAAAGUCCAUAGUUCAAUUCCACACUCCCUACUAAUUGAAAGAGAUUUGCCAGUAUCUGUAAGUGGCCAACGAUUACUACGGCAUUAAAGUAAUGGAAAUGUUGUCUGCAACAUAAAUUAAUAGAAAUUUUGACCAGAUAACAUCAGAAUUACUAGAUCAAAUUAGUUACAGAGUCAUCAGAAAUCAGACCUUAGUACCCCUGUUGAAAUAAUUUCUAUUCAAAAAUAAACUAAUUUAUGAGUCCUAUAACUUCCCCCUGCAAAUUGAAUAUUUAUUAUAAUGA
Paramecium tetraurelia is the source of this 1038-nucleotide messenger RNA. RefSeq lists its product as uncharacterized. NCBI's taxonomy places the organism in Eukaryota, Ciliophora, Oligohymenophorea, Peniculida, Parameciidae. The transcript has 4 exons. The record is from RefSeq and is a predicted model, not a curated record.